Molecule: messenger RNA, 2698 nt
Organism: Acanthopagrus latus (yellowfin seabream)
Lineage: Eukaryota; Metazoa; Chordata; Actinopteri; Spariformes; Sparidae
Gene: mif4gdb
Product: MIF4G domain containing b
Exons: 6
Coding region: 186-851 (221 amino acids)
Biological process (GO): regulation of translational initiation
Cellular component (GO): cytosol
Molecular function (GO): RNA binding; translation activator activity; protein binding
Source: RefSeq, a predicted model, not a curated record
UCCCUCGUGGUCCCGUUAUUUUUUCGGUGGAAAAGAGAGAGGCAGGGAGUCAUCUUGUCGUGAUAACAGUUCAGCUUCGAAAGGCUGUGUCUAGCGUAAGCUACCAAGUGGAAUGACCAGCUUAGAUGUGAAGAAUUAGCGCAAAUUUAAGUGGGACAGCUCUCAGGUGUAAUUUGGUAUCUAUAAUGGAUAACUCCACUGACGAUUACAAGAUCCAGUCAUUUGACCUGGACACGCAGAUGUUGCUGAAAACAGCCUUGAAAGAUCCAAGUUCAGUGAACCUGGAGAAAGUAUCCAGUAUCAUCAUGGAUCAGUCUUUAAAGGACCAAGUGUUCAGCAAAGAGGCAGGACGCAUCUGCUACACCAUUGUGCAGGCUGAGGCCAAGCAGAGCAAUGGAAAUGUGUUCCGGAGGAACUUGUUGAACCGGCUCCAACAGGAGUUCAAGGACCGCGAGGAGACAAGGAGGCGUUCGCUGCAGGAGUGGGUCUGCUAUGUCACAUUCAUCUGCAACAUCUUCGACUACCUCAAAGUUAACAACAUGCCUAUGGUGGCCCUGGUCCAUCCUGUGUUUGACUGUCUGAUAAGGCUGGCCCAACCAGAUGCUUUAAUGAAUGAAGAGGAGGUGGACUGCCUGGUGCUGCAGCUGCAUCGCAUCGGAGAGCAGCUGGAGAAGGUGAACAACCAGCGGAUGGAUGAGCUGUUCUUCCUGUUGCGGGAUGGAUUCCUGCUCCAGGAGGGCCUCACCUCCAUGGCCCGUCUGCUGCUGCUGGAGAUCCUGGAGUUCAGGGCUGGCGGCUGGAUGCUCAGCAGCACCGCCCACAAGUACUACUACAGUGAAAUUGCUGACUAGGAUCGUUGAAAGGACAUGGGUGCUGAGCAGCUGUUUCGCAGGUGUGUUAGCCAGCCUUCAAGCACCUUGGAUACCUCUCCUUAGUCACCACUGAUUAUAAAACCAGCAACAUCCUCCGGGAAAUCAGUUAAGGGUUUUGUGCAGAUUGCGUUUCAUAAAUUGUUUUUUAAAAAAAAAAGACUUUCAUUUUGCUGGAGAGUUCUCUGCGUUUGAUAAUAUUACUGAGACAUGGUGCCGUGGAUGUGGAACGUGCAAUAGUUCACCAGGAGUUCAAGUUAAGUUAACGAGGUUUAUCCACAUUCAGGUACACUUAUUUAAAGUUGAUUGCAGCUGAAGAAGCUCAAGAUAUUUUUAUGUUGUUUUUUUUUUUUAUCUUACAGGCAUUCCUGUUUUGAGAAAACCUUUCAAAGUCCAAGUUAUUUUUACCAAAUCCAAAGGACUUGGAACAGACAUUCCAGUCAGAUACAAGCUGAUUUGGUCUUUGCUUUACUUUUUAUUGUUGCGUGACCAAUAUUUGAAUUGAACUUAAAAUCAAUAUUUUACUUAUUAAGUUGAAGAUUUUAGCUUAGAAUUUAAAUUUUACUAAAGAGUGGAGAUGCGGUUCAGAGGAAUUUUUCUGCCUAAUUUGUGUUUUAGGAUUCCUGUGUUACUGCGUCUCUCUACAUUUCGUUAUGAGGCCGUUUUGUCAGAUUAAACAUUGUGUCUUAAUUCAGGGAUCUUCUUUAAUUUUUUAUGUGUUACAGCUCAACUUAUCAAUAAGUAAGAUCAGUUACAGUUCAUAUUUAAGAUGUGUUUCUACAGAAACUUGUUACACAAGUUGUGCCAACAUAACAAAAACAGCAUCAUCCAAUACAGGAGACUUGAUAAAGCCUAUGCUCUUAAUUUGUAGUAGAGGUGCUAGAGGGCAGUGGUGGAGUACUCGGAUUAUUUACUUCAGUUACUAUUACCUAUACUCGUAAAAGUCCUACAUUAGAAAAUUGGAAGAAUUACCAAAAGUAGAAGUGCCACCUUGGAUCAGUGAAGUUGUAUUUUAAUUCAAUAUUAUUUAUUUGUUGUUCAUAUUUUGUAUUAUAAUCUGAAUCUGCAAAGCAGCUUGUAACUAAAGCUGAAGUAAAAAGCACCUUAUACUAAUGUAAAGUAGCAGAAAAUAUAAAUGCUUGUGAAGUAUCUCAAAAUUGUACUUAAAACAGUACUUGAGUAAAUGUGAUAAGUUACUUUCAGCCACUGCUUGUAUUUUCCCUCCCCUCACACAUAAUGCCAGUAAUUGAGUAUUUUACCUUUGAAUGAGACUUCAACCUGCACAGGCGACACUAUGUAGCUGAGCUCAGUUUUAAGUUUGCAUCUGCUGUAACCUUUGUUGACACUCAGUGACGGCUUCAUGGUCUUCAGCCAAAGCUGUGCCUUGGAAUCAGACAGACACAAACGUAGGACAAUAUAACAUCUGUCGUUAUUUUUUUAAAAAGCGGCACCAGUAAUGAUAUGUAAAAAGUUAAUCCCAAUAUAAAAUUUGGCUUGCAGAGACAAAUCAGCUUUGAUCAGUUCAGAGACAGAAUCCUCAUUGUUAGGAAUGAAAAUGUAGCCACUGUGACGAUCUCUAAUUGUGUUUGCAAGUUGAUAAAAAAAAUUAAUUGAAACUGAUUCUAAAGAAUUAGAUAAGGAGUAACAAAUUUUGAAUGCUGUAGACACUAAUAGUCCCUAAAGGACACAAUACUGACUGACUGCAAUAUAUGUUUAUAUAUUUUAUUACACUGUUGCAACAUUUUUACAUCACUCAAUUCCAUUUUUUUAUGGUUGGGUUGUACAUUUAAUGCAGAUUUAUUUGUUCUAAUAAAUCUUGGAUGUUUUCA